Molecule: messenger RNA, 909 nt
Organism: Spinacia oleracea (spinach)
Lineage: Eukaryota; Viridiplantae; Streptophyta; Magnoliopsida; Caryophyllales; Amaranthaceae
Product: zinc finger CCCH domain-containing protein 18-like
Exons: 4
Coding region: 386-778 (130 amino acids)
Source: RefSeq, a predicted model, not a curated record
CAAGUCCGCGUUUCAAAAAAAUUUACUUUCCUAUGCAACAAACCGCGCUCAAACGAGCGGGCUCAAACGUACGUUGUUCUUUCUCUGCUCCAAGCUUUUUCCCUUAAACAAAUAUCCAAACAAACCGUCGAACUCAGCCGUCGAACUCAGCCCUGCGUCGCCGUCGAACUCAGCCCUACGUCGCCGUCGAACCCAAGCGUUGCUCAGCCCUGCGUCGCUGUCUUCGCCGGUGUGUGGUGUUCUAGCCUCAUCUCCCCCAUCCCGUUCAAUUCUCGCGCGGCCUGUCACUGAAAGGUUAUAUUCUUGGUCGGCCGGGGGUUCAGCAUUUCCCCGUCGCGUCGUGGUUCCGGUGGUUGCUCGGCGUCGUGGUUCCGGUGGUUUUGCUAUGGUCCAAGACGAGCUUGUUUCUUCCAUUAAAGAUGCAGAGGAAGGACUUUUUCACCUAAAACGUGCCCGGCUGUUACGUGAAGUUGAUUCAGCUGUGCAGGACUCUAUAUAUUCCCAUAAAGACGCUGCGGUCGAGCUUAUAAAUCCAGCAAAGUUGGGUGGUUCCCAACUUCCGUGCGAAGACUUAGAGGUAGAACCAUUAGAUUCUACUAAUGUUGAGGCAGAAAUAUUGGGAGACCCAAGUUAUUUUAUUGGAUCAAAAUGUAGAUUCCGCCACACCGAUGGGCGUUGGUAUAAUGGUCAAAUUGUUCAGUUGGAUGGUUCUUCUUCCGCCAGAGUUUCUUUCCUCAAUCCAACGUCAGAGAAGAUGAUGCAAAAUGUAGACCCCUGAGUUCAAGCUAGUGGGGAUAGGGCAGAAGCAAUGUCAUUAUCAUUCGAGUGACAGAUCGAAGGAGACUGAUCAUAAGACUCUACGAAGGCUUGCUCAGAACUGUGAGGCAGCAAGGAAAAGCCGGCUGAGGA